GCAGAAAGAAACCAUCGACGAAACAGAACAGCAAUAAUCGACGAACCCGCUCGAAGAAAAAGAUAAUAAUCGACGAACCGAGCGAAAAAGUCAGAUGACGUUACAAGCGACGGGCGAAAACAGAAGGGGGGAGGAAUUGUUUUGUAAACAAAGCAAACGCAUCUUCGCAGUGUGUUGUUCUAUCGAAAGGAGAGUGGAAUCUUGAAAUUUUGUAAAUUUUCCUGACGAAUUCAAGCGAAAGACGGAACGAUGCUGUCGGCAAUGAUAAAGGACCACCAAGCCAAGCAGGCAGCAAAAAAGGAAGAUCAAGAGCGUCGCCGAAAGGAAGCAAUUAUGUCUGCGAAUGAGCUCACACAAAACUUGGUUGACCAUCUUAACGUUGGCGUUGCCCAAGCGUACCUCAAUCAGAAGCGGCUGGACGCGGAAGCCAAACAGCUGCACGUUGGUGCUACCAACUUUGCCAAACAGACGACCCAGUGGCUUGCGUUGAUCGAAAAUUUCAAUGGAUCUCUAAAGGAAAUAGGAGACGUGGAAAAUUGGGCAAAAACGAUCGAAAAUGAUAUGAAUGUCAUAACAACCGCGUUGGAAAUUGCGUACAAAACCAGCAGGGAGAAAUGAACGCCAGCCGUGUGCUGCUUCCGCGACAAACGACCGUCAUUGCUAGUGGAAGCUUAUUUCAUUGCCGUGUGGUACUAUUUUUCAUCGAUUUUUGUUGUGCUGAACCGUUUCAAAGAAGCCACCAUUCUCUAUCGUUUUGUGUUAGGGAGAUUUUAAGUCACAUUCCGACCCAACCCCCAUCGCUCAACUCUUUUAUUUUACCCCACCUAGUCAGUAUAUCGAUUGUAAAAGAAAUUUGUUCAUGCUAUUUUUACGAAGAACGAAAUAAAAGAAAGUUAUUCGGAAGGCAACGCAGCAUAA
This is a messenger RNA of Anopheles stephensi (Asian malaria mosquito), 918 nucleotides long. RefSeq names its product biogenesis of lysosome-related organelles complex 1 subunit 1 (gene Blos1). The record is from RefSeq and is a predicted model, not a curated record. Lineage: Eukaryota; Metazoa; Arthropoda; Insecta; Diptera; Culicidae. Bases 250 to 618 code for a protein of 122 amino acids. The transcript is spliced from 4 exons. Gene Ontology annotation, biological process: endosomal transport. Gene Ontology annotation, cellular component: BLOC-1 complex.